AUGGCCCGCGAGUAUGAUCAUUUGUUUAAAUUGCUUAUUAUUGGCGACAGCGGUGUUGGGAAAUCCUCGCUGCUGAUACGGUUCUCCGAUAAUACAUUCUCCGGAAGCUACAUUACCACGAUUGGGGUGGAUUUCAAGAUACGCACAGUUGUGAUCAAUGGCGAACGAGUGAAGCUGCAAAUCUGGGACACGGCCGGACAGGAGCGGUUUAGAACGAUCACCAAUACCUACUACCGGGGUACACACGGCGUCAUCGUGGUGUACGACGUGACCAAUGGCGAAUCGUUCGGUAACGUGAAACGUUGGCUGCAGGAGAUCGAAUCUAACUGUGACAUAGUCAAUAAAGUACUAGUUGGCAACAAAAAUGACGAUCCAACUCGCAAGGUAGUUACCACGGAGGAUGCGGAACGUUUCGCCAACCAGAUGGAGAUCAAACUGUUCGAAACAUCCGCCAAAGAUAACAUCAACGUGGAGGAUAUGUUCCUCGCCAUCACCGAGCAGGUACUGAGGCAUAAAAAGCAAACACAGAAACAGCAGCAAGCGGAAACGAACAACGAUACAGUACAGCUUAAAAAGGGUACGCACAAAAAGAAGAACAAAUGUUGCUAA
Molecule: messenger RNA, 609 nt
Organism: Anopheles marshallii
Lineage: Eukaryota; Metazoa; Arthropoda; Insecta; Diptera; Culicidae
Gene: Rab35
Product: ras-related protein Rab-35
Exons: 4
Coding region: 1-609 (202 amino acids)
Biological process (GO): endocytic recycling
Cellular component (GO): plasma membrane; endosome membrane
Molecular function (GO): GTP binding; GTPase activity
Source: RefSeq, a predicted model, not a curated record